Mytilus trossulus (common blue mussel) is the source of this 2181-nucleotide messenger RNA. RefSeq lists its product as uncharacterized. The record is from RefSeq and is a predicted model, not a curated record. The coding region runs from base 21 to 980 and encodes 319 amino acids. The transcript is spliced from 2 exons. NCBI's taxonomy places the organism in Eukaryota, Metazoa, Mollusca, Bivalvia, Mytilida, Mytilidae.
CAACAGAGAGAGUAGAUGGUAUGGAGACAAUAGAGAAAGCAGAUGGCAUGAUGACUCCAGAGAAAGUACAUGGCUUUGGGACAACAGAGGAAGCAGAUGGCCUGGAGACAACAAAGAAAUCAGAUGGCUUGUUGACAACAGAGAGAGUAGAUGGUAUGGAGACAAUAGAGAGAGUAUAUGGCAAGGCGACUCCCGAGAAAGCAGAUGGCAUGAUGACUCCAGAGAAAGUACAUGGCUUUGGGACAACAGAGAAAGCAGGUGGCUUGUUAACAGGGAAGUCAGUUGGUAUGGAGACAACAGAGAAAUUAGAUGGCAUGGUGACUCCAGAUAAAGCAGAUGGCAUGGUGACUCCAGAGAAAGCUGAUGGCAUGGUGACUCCAGAGAAAGUAGAUGGCUUGGAGACAACAGAGAAAUCAGAUGGUAUGGAGACAACAGAUAAAGAAGAUGGGAUGGCGACUCCAGAGAAAGCAGAUGGCUUCGAGACAACAGAGGAAGCAGAUGGUAUGGAAACAACAGAGAAAGUAGAUGGCAUGGUGACUCCAGAGAAAGCAGAUGGCAUGGUGACUCCAGAGAAAGCUGAUGGCAUGGUGACUCCAGAGAAAGUAGAUGGCUUGGAGACAACAGAGAAAUCAGAUGGUAUGGAGACAACAGAGAAAGAAGAUGGCAUGGUGACUGCAGAGAAAGUAGAUGGCUUGGAGACAACAGACAAAGCAGAUUGUAAAAGAUCGUUGAUAUUGUUGAGAGAGAAUAUAUACUGCGAUACAUGCAGAAGUGUAAAUAUGGUAACAAGAGGCCAGCGAGGGAAGAUUCAUCACAGGAACCUGAGGAACAUAUUGUUCAAAGACUCGCUAAACCAAAUACGACUGAAAAAAACAACAAGACAUUCUUUCACUUUAAAUUUGAUAAUUAAAUGUUUUCAUUCAUUUGAUUUACUAUGUUUACUGGUUACACAGUGUCACAAUUGCUUGAAUAGUCCAUAAUUGUUUAUUAUUAUUAAUGGGUGUAGUAGUAAAAAAUGUGGUAACACCUAAAUAUAUCCUUUCAACAUUAUUCUAUCAUUCAAGUUAGUUCUUUUUGUUGGCGUUUCUUAUUGUUGUCCUUGGUUUUUGAUGGCCCUUUUGUGUUUGCAGCUCCAAUACACAAGUGAAUGUGUACCAUUCAAUAUGUGUUAUGUUUGGUACUAUUGCCUCAAGUGCAGAAGCUCAAACAUUUGAGCCUAGGUUGGAAAAUAAAAUUAGUAUUUGCCACACGUGAACUAUCAUGGUAAAAAACUUGAUAAUGUCGAUCUAGUAUAAAGGUGGUAUUUUGUUUAUUUGCUUCCAUCCAUCCUUCAUUGCCACUAUACCCAUUGUUGUUUGCUGAGGUCUCAUAAAGCUAAUAUGGUAAACAUGUUGAUUGAUUCGGCAUGCUUAUUUUUCUAUAUUCGCAUACACUUAACAUUUCAUGGGCAAAAAAUCAAUACCUAGUCAUCUUUUUCCUCUCUGUUUGUUCUAAAAACCGCAUGAUGGGUAUUGUACUUUGUUUGUAUACCACAUUUGGCGAUAGAAAAUAUCUCAACGCUAAGUAUAAUUCAAAUAUAACAAUGAAAAUACUAAAAAAAGGUAACAGACGUUGUGUUUUGACAUCACGUCUGUUAUAUUGCCAAACGUAACAUAGGUUACUAUUUUGUAUGAAAUAGUUGGGUUUCUGCAGACUUUUCUUUAGCUUAUAUUAAACAUUUUACAGAAACAUUUCUUAACUUUUCAGAUUCACUUAUUUCAUCAGUUAAUCAACAGUAAUUCUCAUAAUAAGUAUAACAAUGAAGAUGAAGUAUGACCACACUACCAGCACAAUGUCAACAGAUAAAAGUAGACGUCUAUGGUUGAAAAAUAUAAACAAAAAUGCACAAUAAAUGUUUCAUUUAUGUUGGAAAUUGCUAGUCAUCAUCAUUUGAUAGAGAUUUAUUCUUCUGAUUUGAAUAGAAACUGAAUGUUGAUCGGUCAAGUAACGUGCGUUACCUUUCAACCACUAUAAUGAAAAUGCUGUUUUAAUGCCCCAAAACGGUAUAAGUUAUGUUCCUAACAACGUAGUUUAAUUAUUUAUAUAUUAAUCUUACAGGCUGCACAAAAAAAAUAAAGAUAUGCUACGCUCUAAAAUUUGGACAUCUUUCACAAUAGAUAUACACUGUACUGUGGAAUGUCU